Racocetra persica is the source of this 284-nucleotide messenger RNA. NCBI's taxonomy places the organism in Eukaryota, Fungi, Glomeromycota, Glomeromycetes, Diversisporales, Gigasporaceae. The record is from the annotation of a GenBank genome assembly.
CCUACCACUUCGAAUUCUUACUACCCUAUCAUUGCCAAAUGAUCUCUUUGAGCGAGCAACAACUCUUGGUUUAAAAACUUUGGAAGACGAUAAUACGAAACAAGACGAUUUACCAAAGAUUCCUGGUAGUGGUGUAUCUAGAUUCCUAUUUCACAAGAGCCAACAAGAAAAUAUACCAUUGAUCAUGAUUAUAUUUUUUGCGAUAGAAGGAGAUAACACACAGGAUGCCUUCUUGCUUGCAAAUUACACAAACUCUUUAUUAAACUUGCUUCCUCAACAACAAG